AUGCAUUACGAGCUGAAUGAAAGGAUCACCAGGUAUAUUGCCCCAGAUUUUGUGUACAUGACGGCCAGAAAUUUUAUAAAUACUACCAGCAACUCCAGUUUUACAAAUAUAAGUUGGAGUUUUCUUGUCAAUAAGAAUUCUAUAUACUUUCUUCGGGCUCAUUUCUCCGACAUAAUAAGUACAACCAGUAAUGUCUUGUGGUUCAAUCUCUAUAUCAAUAGAAAUUUUAGUCGGGAGAUCUAUCCUUAUAAUCUAGCUGGAAAUAAUUCCGAUGGAGUUCCAUUUUAUGUGGAUUUUGUGGUUGAUUCAGAUAGUUCGGGAACUAUGAAUGUUAGUAUCGGCCCAAUGAAGAACUCUACGAUUAAAAAUGCCUUCUUGAGUGGGCUGGAGAUUACGGAGGUUGUGAAGGAAUCAGAUCAUUUCACUCCUCCUAUGGAAAUUGUAGGGAAAAAGAAACUCUCCCCUGCUAUAAUUGGUCUUGCAUGUAGUGGGGCAUUUUUAAUUUUGGUAAUAUUGGUGGCGGUGGGUUUGAAAUUCAAGAAACCAAGCCAUGAUCAAAUUUUAGGAGUGCUUCUUUAUGGAGGGUUUAGUUCCAAUAACAGGUUUACUCAAAGAGGUCCUAAUGCUUCCCUUGCUCCUACUCUAAACCUUAGUUUGAGGGUACCUUUUUUUGAAAUAAUGAGCGCAACAAAAAACUUCAAUACAAAGCUAUUGAUUGGAGAGGGUGGAUUUGGGAAAGUCUACAAAGGAACUUUUAAAAAUGGUACCAAAGUGGCUGUCAAACGAAGUGAUCCACGACAUGGGCAGGGUCUGGAGGAAUUCCAAACAGAGAUCAUGGUGUUGUCUAAUAUUCGUUACUGCCAUCUUGUUUCUUUGAUUGGAUAUUGUGAUGAACAGUGUGAGAUGAUACUGGUUUACGAGUUCAUGGAAAAGGGGACUCUGAGAGAUCACCUUUAUCAUUCAGAUGAAAAUUCUGAGAGAUCAACUUCAGUAUCUGAAUUAUCUUGGGAGCAAAGACUAGAAAUAUGCAUUGGUGCAACAAAGGGCCUAAACUAUCUACACACUGGUCGGGCAGGAGGAAUCAUUCACCGUGACGUGAAGUCAACAAACAUUCUACUUGAUGAACAUUAUGUGGCUAAAGUUGCUGACUUUGGUCUUUCGAAAUCCGGUCUUCCCGAUCCGGACAACUUCACUAUGGGUGUAAAGGGUAGCUUUGGUUAUCUUGAUCCAGAAUACCUUACAACCCUACAGUUGACAGAGAAAUCUGAUGUAUACUCAUUUGGAGUUGUACUUCUUGAAGUUCUUUGUGCUAGACCAGCUAUCAUACAAUCAUCUCAGUUGGAUGAGGUGAACUUAGCAGAAUGGGGGAUGCUGUGGCAAAAGAAAGGCCAACUCGAGAAGAUUAUCGAUCCAGUACUUGUUGGUAACAUUAAGCCUAGUUCAUUGAGAAUAUUUGGUGUUACUACAGAAAAGUGUUUGAAGACAUUUAGUAUUGAGAGGCCGACUAUGCAGGAUGUGUUGUAUUACCUAAAUUAUGCACUACGGCUUCAACAAACUGGGAUGCCUAGAGAGCCAUUUGAGGACAGCACAACGACUACCAUAACUUCAUUGGAGUUGCAGCUUCCAGUUGGUUUGAACAUUCCUGUUCAUGAAGAUGAUGAUGCACCCAUUGGAGGGAAUGAUAGUUCUGAUAUAGAGGUUAGUGAUGUCUAACCACUGGUUUGGGUAAGUACUGUCUGGUUUGCAUUAGCACCUGAAUUCAUAGCAAUAUUUAAUUAUCGUUUUAAAAAAUUCAGGAAUUUCAUAAACUAGACUUCUAUUAAUAGUUAUCAAAUGCAGCGUUCCUCGCAUUACUUAAAUUCUUAUUGCCAUGAAAUUUGUAAUACACUUUAGUUUGCGGCUUUGUGCUUAAAUUCUGUAUCAAUACCACUAUUUAAUGUGAUUUUUUUUUUUUUU
Molecule: messenger RNA, 1956 nt
Organism: Carya illinoinensis
Lineage: Eukaryota; Viridiplantae; Streptophyta; Magnoliopsida; Fagales; Juglandaceae
Product: probable receptor-like protein kinase At5g24010
Exons: 1
Coding region: 1-1713 (570 amino acids)
Biological process (GO): protein autophosphorylation
Cellular component (GO): plasmodesma; plasma membrane
Molecular function (GO): ATP binding; transmembrane receptor protein tyrosine kinase activity
Source: RefSeq, a predicted model, not a curated record